CUAAUACUUUGCAAACUUGGACAAGCUUCAUCUACCACCAUGUCUCCAAUCGCUAUUACAGACGACUCUCGGGAGUACAGCAUAGCAUGCAUGCCAGCAGAUGGCAUCGGUCCAGAAGUCAUUGAUGCCGGGGUUGAUGUUCUGAAGACACUGAGCGCUGCUUCAGGCGCCUUCAAACUCAACUUCGAGAACUACGACUGGUCAUCAGAGUCAUACAAGAAAACCGGCAAAUACAUUCCAGACGGUGGACUGGAGAGUCUCAAGAAGCACGAUGCGAUUCUCUUCGGUGCAGUGGGAGCUCCAGACGUACCAGAUCAUGUUUCGCUGUGGGGUUUGAGGCUAGCAAUCUGCCAGCCAUUCCAGCAAUACGCCAACGUUCGACCGACGAAGAUCUUCAAGGGAACACAGUCACCUCUGAGAAAUGCGAGCACUGGCGAUCUGGACUGGGUGAUCAUUCGUGAGAACUCGGAGGGCGAGUAUGCUGGACAGGGAGGCCGCUCACAUCGUGGUCAACCUUGGGAGACGAGCACGGAGGUGUCUAUCUUCACACGCCAUGCUGUGACCCGGCUGUUGCGAUUCGCUUUUGAGACAGCACAGAAGAGGCCGAAGAAGCACAUCACUGUUGUGACCAAAUCGAACGCACAGCGCAAUGGAAUGGUGAUGUGGGACGAGAUCGCGCUUGAAGUGUCCAAGGAGUUCCCAGAUGUUGAGAUGGACAAAAUGCUUGUCGACGCCAUGACAUGCCGUAUGGUGUUGCAGCCAAACUCGCUCGACACGAUUGUUGCAACGAACCUGCACGCAGAUAUCCUCAGCGAUCUCGCAGCAGCACUCGCUGGGUCUAUCGGCAUUGCGCCCACAUCAAACCUCGACCCUACGCGCCAGAACCCAAGCAUGUUCGAGCCAAUUCACGGCUCAGCCUUCGACAUCACCGGCAAGGGCGUUGCGAACCCAGUUGCGACUUUCUGGACGGCGGCGGAGAUGCUGAAGUGGCUCGGCGAGGAAGAGGCUGCGGAUCGACUGCUCGAAUGCGUGGAAGAGGUUUGCGGGCAAGGCAUUCUCACACGCGACCUCGGAGGCACUGCUGGCACGAAGGAAGUGACCGAAGCAGUGAAAUCGGCCAUCAACCGAUCAUACAAGGCACAAAAGAGCGUGUCGUGAGCGUGGUUCCCUGUUAUACCCGAGAAAUAGAGCUGUCAAAUAGAAUCUUCGUCCGCAUGCUCCCCUGCGCACAUCUCGAUACCAAUGAUGCGCCAGUAUGUUUGUUUGGCGAGUUAGGCGGGCUCCGUGCCUUGCCUUGCGAUGGAGAGGAUCUCGCUCGACGAUCGUGUGGCGGAGGAAUAUUGUUCCAGGGUAAGUU
Cercospora beticola is the source of this 1357-nucleotide messenger RNA. RefSeq lists its product as uncharacterized. NCBI's taxonomy places the organism in Eukaryota, Fungi, Ascomycota, Dothideomycetes, Mycosphaerellales, Mycosphaerellaceae. The record is from RefSeq and is a predicted model, not a curated record. Gene Ontology annotation, molecular function: oxidoreductase activity, acting on the CH-OH group of donors, NAD or NADP as acceptor; NAD binding; magnesium ion binding.